Messenger RNA from Anoplophora glabripennis (Asian longhorned beetle), 2932 nucleotides. RefSeq lists its product as uncharacterized. The annotation marks the transcript as partial. The record is from RefSeq and is a predicted model, not a curated record. NCBI's taxonomy places the organism in Eukaryota, Metazoa, Arthropoda, Insecta, Coleoptera, Cerambycidae. The transcript is spliced from 6 exons.
UUUAGACAAGAAAGCGAUAAUGAGGAGAGCGAAUGGUCGGAACCCGAUCUGCCGGAAACGUUACCCCCGGAAGCGGAAAGUCAGUCCGCUCACACUUACGACAGUCAGAUGAAGGGGCCUCACCAUCGACACACCCCCAGCCAGGACUCUUGCUGUUCCAACGAUACGCUUUUCAACUUGGAAGAUCUGACGUGCGUCGCCGGAGACGCCGAAAAGGAGAAUGAUCUCGUAAAAUGUGACGUUCCCGAAACGGAAGUUCCAGUCGAGAAUAUAUUGGAAAGUAACGAGGUUACGUUCGAAGAGAUAUGCGUGGACUUCGAGGAAAAAACCCCAAACACGAUUCCCGAUAACGUUAACGAGACGGGUGUAAAAUCCGAGACAAAUAACAACACCAAAGACGAGAAUUUGAAUAGUACGAAUGCGGAAGAAACGGAGGACGUCCAGGCGGGUUCCAAUUUGAAUAUCGAAGGUGAUCGGGGGAGAAACGCGUCCGAAAUGAAAAAUAACGAAAGCAGGGAUUAUAUAAGCGAAUUCCUCACCCAAGAAAUCGAACACAGUUCUAAACAGUCCAGCGAAGGAUCAAGUUCCGAAUCGACGGAAGGAAACGCGAUGGUUUUCAAGAAGACCCAAGUCGCCCCGCUACCGUCUCCCGAGGACAACCCCUGGAAGCAACUGCCCGCCUCCUUGUUGAGCUACGACAAAGUAAUCUCUCAAAACAAUUCGCUACUCUUGCCCGCGACUGAAUCAAACGACGUAGUACCUGAAUUCAACGAUCUUCCCGAACCCAAUGGUAUAACGGAAUCUCAACACGAACCCGUCGGCGAGGAGUGCUCGACGUUUCAAGACGAUGACGUUCACGGGAACAUCAAACACGAACAACCGGAUUAUGAAAAUAUCAAAGUGAAGGAACCGUUCUACGAGAACGUGAAAGACGCCCCGCCGGUUUACGAAAACGUGAAAGACGCGCAACCCGUCUAUGAAAACUUUGACGUUUCCAGCGAUAUUUAUAACGAAGUGGACUACGUGAACAUAGUGAAUCUGGAGAACAGCAAGAAUAACGUCGAGUACAUGAACGAGAAGAAAGACUGUGCCGUCUGCGAUCAGGACGAUAAUAAAAUCGAGACCGGCCGCGACGAGGACAUAUUCGGCAUGCUGACCGAUAUAAAAUUCAACGGGCCCACCGAAAACCAGUUAAUUUCGACGUCGUUCAGCGAGAGCAACGAUAUCAACGACGAACAGGACUGGGACAGCGGUUCGGACACGAGGUCGAGUUCUAGCGGCGAGUUUAUUUGGAAGGAGGGGGAGCAUGAGGAGUCUCUCAAGGCCCUACGAGCUGCCCCGCAAGACGUGUUGGAAGACAUCAAACCGAUGGAAGGGAUAGCGGAGGAGAGCACCGAUGAUGAGAGCGACGUGAGCAGCGGCACCAGCGAUGAGGAGGGGGAGGCGCCCGAGUUUGUCCCGUCUGCGUGGGAUAAGUUUGCCACCCCGAUGAAGUCGGCCCUCAGGUCGCCGGAGAAAACCCUCGGAAAGACGGAGAAGAAUAAAUCGAAAGGCGUUUGGUUUAAGAAACAAAAGUACCACUGUGUCUAUGAAUAUCCAAGGGAACCCGAGAGCCCCGUUUUACAGAGUCAAGAUUUAUGGAAACCUCAAUUGGAUUACAGUUCGUUUACAGACUGGGAAUUUGACGCAGACACAUAUUUCCCCACAUCGGUGGACGAUAACGAUAUUUUCCCAAGUGGGUAUAGCUACCAACCCAAAAGCGUUUCCAGUAGAAAUCUGUACCAACUGACCAAUAUAUCUGAUUUUGUCCCAAGUAUCGCCGGCCUGGAAGACGAGUUUUUCGUUAGUAGUUCCGCGAGGCCCUUCGACGCCGUCAGUAAUCUGAGCUCGCAGUUCUUCCCGGGCGGCUCCGCCUGGAACGGGGAGAAUGCGACCCCGGACAGCGGCAUGGAAGACGGCACGCCGGGCAGCUCGACGGAGACGAACGAACCCGACGUAAAGACGCAUUUGGUCGUGAGUCUGAAGAACUUGGCGUCGGAGGCUGUUAAAAAAAGUAAGCAGACGAGCAUCAAGAGCAACGACUCCCUAGGCGGCCUCAGGCACACCAGGAACAAGUUAAAAUUAGAUCUGCCGCCAAGUCCGAGCGCUUUCACCUCUACGAAGAUGUUCACCGUGGAGCCCAUGCCGGAGCCGGUGAUCAGGGAGAAGCCGACGUUUACGACGUUUGGGAAGAGCAGGUUUUCGGUCCAACAUGUGGAUACGCCGCCGGACGAAUCGAAGAAUAAGAACGUCUCGUUCGAGGCCUUGCCGUACAAGCCGUUGGCAGAAAUGGAGCCCUGCGAGGAUGUCGAUCACCAAAGCAAGUUCAGCCGGGAAAAGCACAUUUUACAGGAUAAAUUCGAUUGCGGCAAAGGGCACAGCGAGUUCAUAAGGGGAGAAGCUAGUUUGCUGGACAGCGCAGACGAAGAUAGCGGCAUCGAGUCCAGCACGCUCGAGAGAAAAACGAGUAACUAUGGCCUGCUGCAGUGAAGCAGUAACUUCUUUGUUGGAAUUGAUUUUUGUUGUUACGGGAACGUAAAAGGGCCGGAUAUUUAUCUUUUUUGUCUGUUUAAAAUUUUGAAUUCUGUUUUUAUCACUUUUAUUCCCAAUUUAAGAAAUUUUGGGGUUAAAUGAGAAAUUUUAAUUCGAACUUGAAACUUUGUGUUUAAACUCGAAAUUUCGCAAUUUAACUAGAAAUUUCUCGCUUCUACUUUGAAUUUCGUUUAUCAACUUGAAAUUUCAAGUUUUUGAAUUAGCAAAUUUGAAUUUAGAUACAAAAUUUUGGAAUCCAACUGGAAAUUUCGACUUAAAACAAGAAAUUUGGAAUUAGAACUUACAACUUUGUGUUGAAACUCGAAAUUUUUAGUUUUUGUGGCUUGAAAUAUAAAAUUUC